GAUAGAUGGCGUUUGAUCUGCCGUGUUUUAUUGUUUGUAACAGCUCCACAGCACGGUAAGAGGAGCGUGAGGGAGAGAGACGGGUUAGAGGAAAUGGCGGACGGUGUGGAUCACAUUGAUAUCUACGCGGACGUGGAGGAGGAAUUUAACCAGGAAUCAGACUACCCUGUUCACGAGCAGAUCGAUUUGUAUGAUGAUGUAAUAUCGCCAUCAGCCAAUAAUGGUGAUGCUCCAGAGGACCGUGAUUACCUUGAUGCAUUGCCUGCACCAGGGAAUUCAGAGGGAGGAAAGAGCGCCCCUCCCAAUGUGGUGUAUACCUACACAGGAAAGAGGAUUGCCCUUUAUAUUGGAAACCUAACAUGGUGGACUACAGAUGAAGACUUGACAGAAGCCAUUCAGCUGAUAGGGAUUUCAGAUGUGCUGGAAAUCAAGUUUUUUGAAAACAGAGCAAAUGGCCAGUCAAAAGGGUUUGCCCUGGUGUGUGUGGGCUCAGAGGCAUCAUCCAGAAAGCUGAUGGACCUUCUGUCAAAGAGAGAACUCCAUGGCCAAAACCCCAUUGUCACGCCAUGCAACAAACAGUCGCUCAGCCAGUUUGAGAUGCAGUCGCGCAAGAGUACUCAGUCUGGCCAAAUGUCUGGAGAAGGUAAAGCUGGCCCCCCUGGCGCAGGCCUUCGUGGGGGUUUUUCCAUGGGUGGUAGAGGCAGAGGUAGAUUCCCUGGACCACCUACUCCUGGAGGAGAUCGCUUCCCUGGUCCUGUCGGGCCUGGUGGCCCACCACCACAUUUUCCUGGCGCGGGAAUGGCACCAGAUCUGAUUAGGCACCAAGAUGGCCUUCUGAUGGAUAUCAAUUUCAAUCCCUUCCAGCCAGGGGGCAGGAACGGGAGCUGGCGUGGCAGAGGGGUCAUGCAGGGUCCCCCUCGUCCUCCUCCUGGUCCACCCGGUCCCCCUGGCCCUCCGGGACCGCCACCACCUGGACAGGGCCUUCCCCCUCCUCUUGCUGGGCCUCCAAACCGUGGUGACAGGCCACCUCCUCCUGUUCUCUUCCCUGGUCAGUUUGGUCAGCCACCAAUGGGGCCCUUGCCUCCAGGCCCACCUCCACCAGGUUAUGGGCCCCCACCUGGUCCUCCACCCCCUCAACAAGGACCACCUCCUCCAGGACCUUUCCCUCCACGUCCCCCAGGCCCUAUUGGCCCCCCCAUGGCACUGGCACCACCUCCACACAUGGGUGGACCACCACCUGGUGGACCACCACCAGCUCCUCAUGUAAAUCCUGCCUUUUUUCCUCCUCCUGGAAACAACAAUAUGCCUCCCAACGACAGCCGAGGCCCACCAGGCCCCAACGACCCAUACGGACGCCCGCCACCAUAUGAGAGAGGCGACUAUGGUCCUGGAGGCCGAGAGAUGGAUGCAUCACGCACUCCCCUGAGUGAGGCAGAGUUUGAGGAGAUCAUGAACAGAAAUAGAGCCAUCUCCUCCAGUGCCAUAUCCAGAGCUGUGUCUGAUGCCAGUGCAGCUGAUUAUGGCAGUGCUAUAGAGACUUUGGUGACAGCUAUCAGUCUGAUCAAGCAAUCUAAAGUUUCCGCUGACGACCGGUGUAAGGUUCUCAUCAGCUCCUUGCAGGACUGCCUCCAUGGUAUCGAAUCAAAGAGUUAUGGCUCUGCCUCACGAAGAGAGCGCUCAAGGGAACGUGACCAUAGUCGCUCCAGAGAAAAGAGCAGACGCCACAAGUCUCGCAGCCGCGACAGGCAUGAGGACUACUACCGUGAACGCAGCCGUGAGCGAGACCGUCAUCGCGAAAGGGACCGUGACAGAGACAGAGAAAGAGAGAGGGAGAGAGAAUACCGGCACCGCUAGACCUAAAGGUCAAGCUCAAGAGGAUCAAGGAUGGAUGUAAAGAAAAGGAGGAACGCUAAACGUGCAAGCAAACCACCACUGUCCCCCUUCCAACACUGCAAGACUGGACUACAGCAACCACCACUUCCUCCUUCACCCACCCCACCAUGUCUCUCCUUCCUCUUUGUCUGUCUGACUGUGAGCAGUAGAUGGAGGAUCCAGACCUGUGUAUGGCCAUGUUAUCCAGGCGCCUGUACUUGUGGUAACUAAAAAACAAAUUCCAUACAGCUCUUCGGUUUUUACAAUGUUUUAUUUGACGUAAGGUUGAAUAUGUGUGACACUUUUUCGCAAAGAGAGAAUAAAAAGCUUGCUUGACCACCAAAUAUAAGAGACGUUAACAUUACAUCCCAUAUAUAUUUUUUAUUUUCUUUGCCUGUUAUAGCGGGCACAUUCAGUGUAGAGAUCAGUUUUUAUUGGGUACAUGUUUGAUGUUUUCUCUCCGCCCUCAUUCUAGUUUAUUCUUCCCUUAGUAUGUUUGUAAAUGUCUCUGCUUUUGAUUAAAUCUCAAUGGUGUUGUAAUAAAAAAAUGUUUACUGAG
This is a messenger RNA of Cynoglossus semilaevis (tongue sole), 2431 nucleotides long. It is a transcript of the gene cpsf6, whose product is annotated as cleavage and polyadenylation specific factor 6. The coding region runs from base 94 to 1854 and encodes 586 amino acids. NCBI's taxonomy places the organism in Eukaryota, Metazoa, Chordata, Actinopteri, Pleuronectiformes, Cynoglossidae. The record is from RefSeq and is a predicted model, not a curated record. Gene Ontology annotation, molecular function: RNA binding. The transcript has 11 exons.